AUGCCUGGAGACAGAGAUGACGAGAUUUGUCAAAAAGCACUUGAACUCCUCUCAGAUCUUUGUUCCAAAGGGGAAGUACAGAGCGAAAACUGCUUGGAUUUCAUUUACUAUUUCCGUGAUCUGGCCAGGCCACGCUACACGGACUCAGAUGUGUCGGUGAGUCUGCUGUCAUUGGUGGUGACAGCCUGUGGCUUGGCUCUUUUUGGGGUCUCCCUGUUUGUGUCUUGGAAACUCUGCUGGAUACCAUGGAGAGAACGUGGUCUGUCACCCACGACCAAGGAGCCUCACAGUGGGCACCUCAACCCUGCCAUGAGUCCUUUGCCCUCACAGCCAGUUCCGAGGCAGCCGGUUUACACGGCCGUGGACCCGCCGGCCCCUGCACCGGAGGCAGCCAUGAAGAUCAGUCACACAUCUCCAGACAUUCCACUCGACGCCCAGGAAAAAAGUCGUGAAAACGGGGUUCAUACUACUCCUCGGAUUCAGAGACAGACUACAGAGCCCCCACCCUCCGGGCACUCCAUCUCAAUACGCCGGCAUAUGAACCUGUCAAACCCAGACUUCAAUGUGGCUCAAUUCCAAAGGCAGGACUCACUCACCGGAAUGGGACUGGGCCUCGGACGCCUCAAACCUGAGCUCUACAAACAACGUUCUCUGGAAGGGGACGAUGGAAGUCACAGAGGCGGAGGAUGUGGGUGCCUUCACCUAAUCCUCAGGUUUGACUGUGACCUAGAGCAGUUGAUUGUUAAGAUCCACAGAGCAGAGGAUCUCCCAGCCAAGGAUUUCUCUGGAACCUCUGACCCUUAUGUUAAGAUCUACCUACUGCCUGAUCGGAUGACCAAGCAUCAGACAAAGGUGCACCGCAAGACAUUAAACCCUGUGUUUGAUGAGGUCUUCCUAUUUCCUGUGGCCUACUCGGAGCUUCCCACACGCAAGCUGCACUUCAGCGUCUAUGAUUUCGACCGAUUUUCACGCCAUGACAUUAUUGGCCAAGUGGUUGUGGACAACUUCCUGGAUCUGGCAGAUUUCCCUCGGGAGACAAAACUCUGUCGGGAAAUCAAAUAUGUCUCCACGGAUAACGUGGAUCUGGGUGAUCUAAUGUUUUCUCUGUGUUACUUACCAACUGCCGGGAGACUGACCAUCACAAUGAUAAAGGCCCGCAAUCUAAAGGCCAUGGAUAUUACGGGUGCAUCUGAUCCAUACGUGAAGGUUUCACUUAUGUGUGACGGCCGCAGACUGAAGAAGCGGAAGACUUCCACAAAGAGGAACACUUUGAAUCCAGUCUAUAACGAGGCCAUUGUUUUCGACGUUCCCCCUGAGAACAUAGAGCAAAUCAGCUUGUUGAUUGCAGUGAUGGAUUACGACCGAGUCGGUCAUAAUGAGGUCAUCGGUGUGUGCCGGGUGGGCAACGAUGCGGACAACCUUGGUCGCGACCACUGGAGUGAAAUGCUCACGUACCCCCGAAAACCUGUUGCCCACUGGCAUCCUCUUGUUGAGUGGGUAUGCCAGGGGACCACAGGUAGUAGCCAAGGAGGAUCCUGUAAUUCUCUGAAGGCACCUCCUUCUCCAUAA
Messenger RNA from Nerophis lumbriciformis (worm pipefish), 1569 nucleotides. The record is from RefSeq and is a predicted model, not a curated record. NCBI's taxonomy places the organism in Eukaryota, Metazoa, Chordata, Actinopteri, Syngnathiformes, Syngnathidae.